Oncorhynchus keta (chum salmon) is the source of this 4134-nucleotide messenger RNA. It is a transcript of the gene acsl1a, whose product is annotated as acyl-CoA synthetase long chain family member 1a. Gene Ontology annotation, cellular component: endoplasmic reticulum; membrane. The record is from RefSeq and is a predicted model, not a curated record. The transcript is spliced from 21 exons. Gene Ontology annotation, biological process: long-chain fatty acid metabolic process; very long-chain fatty acid metabolic process; long-chain fatty-acyl-CoA biosynthetic process. NCBI's taxonomy places the organism in Eukaryota, Metazoa, Chordata, Actinopteri, Salmoniformes, Salmonidae. The coding region runs from base 142 to 2235 and encodes 697 amino acids. Gene Ontology annotation, molecular function: arachidonate-CoA ligase activity.
AAGUUGUAUGGGGAAAAUAUUAGACAGCAUCACUGAUUGGCCAAGCAGCUGCUUUACAAGUGAGAUCCACUGUUGAGCGCUUACAUCCUCUUUAAAGAUUGUGAAUGGUUCACGCCUAGGAGGCUGCCUGACACAGAGAAGAUGCAGGCCCAGGAGCUCCUGAGACAGCUGCGGAUCCCAGAGUUGGAGGAUGUGCGCCAGUACAUGCACAGCCUGCCCACCAACAUGCUGAUGGGUGUGGGCGCCCUUGCCGCCCUCACCACCUACUGGUACGCCACGCGGCCCAAGGCCCUCAAGCCACCCUGCGACCUCAACAUGCAGUCAGUGGCCAUGGCGGGUGACGGUUACGUCAGGCGGUCUAUUCUGAAUAACGACGAUGAGCACAUGACACACUACUACAGUGACGCGCGGACCAUGUACGAAGUAUUCCUCCGAGGCCUGCGGGUGUCCAAUGAUGGGCCCUGUCUAGGAUCAAGAAAACCCAACCAGCCUUACGAGUGGCUGUCAUACCGAGAGGUUGCAGACAAAGCCGAGUGCAUUGGCUCGGCUCUCCUCCACAGGGGGCACUCCCAGACUGGAGACAAGCAUAUCGGCAUCUUUUCCCAGAACAGGCCAGAGUGGACCAUUUCAGAGCUGGCCUGUUACACAUACUCCCUGGUGUGUGUACCACUGUAUGACACGCUAGGCCUUGAGGCCAUUGAAUACAUCAUCAACCAAGCCGCCGUCUCUACGGUGAUCUGCGACUUGGCGGAGAAAGCGCGGCUCAUCCUGGACUGCGUGAGUGGCAAGGAGCACACAUUGAAGACCAUCGUGCUCAUGGAGGCCUUUGACGAGGAGCUGAUGGCCCGCGGGCAGCAGAGCAGCAUCGAGAUCCUUAGCCUGAAGGAUUUAGAGGAUGUUGGCAAGGCCCACCACCACCAGCCAUUGCCCCCAACACCAGAGGACCUGGCACUCAUCUGCUUCACUAGUGGAACCACAGGAAACCCGAAGGGUGGAAUGCUUACACAUGGCAAUGUUAUUGCCAAUUGUGCUGCUUUCAUCAAGAUAACAGAGGUGCACUGCAUGCUGAACCUCCACGACAUUCACAUGUCCUACCUACCUCUAGCACACAUGUUUGAGAGGGUAGUGGAGGGAGUGAUCCUGGUGCACGGUGCACGGAUUGGCUACUUCCAGGGGGACAUUCGGCUCCUGAUGGACGACCUGAAGACCCUGCAGCCAACAGUCUUCCCUGUCGUCCCCCGCCUGCUCAACCGCAUGUUUGACAAGAUCUUCGGACAGGCCAACACGCCACUGAAAAGAUGGCUGCUGGUUUUCGCCUCCAGGAGGAAGCAUGCGGAGAUGAUGAAUGGCAUAGUCAGGAAGGACAGCUUGUGGGACAAGCUCAUCUUCCAAAAAGUCCAGAACAGUCUUGGGGGUCGUGUGAGGCUGAUGAUCACAGGAGCGGCCCCAGUGUCUCCAACCGUCCUGACCUUCAUUCGGGCCGCUCUUGGCUGCCAGUUUUACGAAGGCUAUGGUCAGACUGAGUGCACAGCCGGGUGCACCAUGUCCAUGCCUGGGGAUUGGACAGCAGGUCAUGUGGGGGCUCCACUGCCCUGCAACUAUGUAAAGCUGGUGGACGUGACUGAGAUGAACUACUUUGCUGCCAAUGGGGAAGGAGAGGUGUGUGUGAAAGGACCAAACGUAUUCAAGGGCUACCUGAAUGACCCGGAGAAGACAAAGGAGGCCUUGGAUCAGGAUGGCUGGCUCCACACCGGAGACAUUGGGAAGUGGCUGCCUAAUGGUAUUCUGAAGAUCGUGGACAGGAAGAAGCACAUCUUCAAGCUGGCUCAAGGAGAGUACAUUGCCCCAGAGAAGGUCGAGAACAUCUACAUCCGGAGCGACCCGGUGGCCCAGAUCUUUGUCCAUGGCGAUAGCUUGCAGGCAUGCCUGGUGGGCAUUGUGGUGCCUGAUCCAGACUUCUUACCAGGAUGGGCAAAGAAGAAGGGCAUCGAGGGUUCUUAUUUGGAGAUGUGUGCAAGCAAGGAGAUGAAAAAUGCCAUUCUGGAGGACAUUCUGAGGCUGGGGAAAGAAGGGGGGCUGAAGUCUUUUGAGCAGGUGAGAGAUAUCUCGCUGCACACGGAGAUGUUCUCCGUCCAGAACGGCCUCCUGACGCCCACGCUAAAGGCCAAGAGGACAGACCUCCGCAGUCACUUCCGAGAGCAGAUUGACCUGCUCUAUGCCAAGAUCAAGAUGUGAAUCCCAGGUAGAGGGGAAAGGGAAGCAGAGGGUGACAAUCUGGAAACCAUAGCCUGCUCCCCUUGACUGUAAUGCUCAUCGGAGGUGACUGUUGUGGCCCUCUCUUGUCUACUGUGAUAGUGUCUUUGGUCCCCUUGUGCUGUAGAAGAGAUGGCGUGUGUGAGAGAGAGUGACUUAUGUUAAACCGCGAUUCAAACAAACGUAGGUAGACCCAUGCACUGUGAUUAGACUUUUUUUAAAGGUGAUUUCACAGAGAUCACGUUUGCCAUAAACGCAGCGCAUGUCAGCGCAAUCACUUUUAGGAGUAGAUUGCAGUGCACAGGUUUAUCUACAUUUGUUUAUAUUUAGGCCAUAGUGAAAGGGGGAAGAGGUUCAUGCCUUAUUGUCCAUGUGACUCUGUCAACCAUUCCUGUGAGCCAUUUCAAGUGCCGAUCGAGUCGCCUGUUAGGAAUUUCUCGACUAUCUCAGUCUGUCAUCCCUCAAUUGUCAGUUUCAAUUAACCCGUUUUUUACUAAUCUCUAAGUUCUGACAUAUAUUUUAGUUUUAUUCUCUUUUGUUUGUGUAUCUGCUUUUUUAUGUUUCAAGACUACAUCCAUGCAGACAUUUCAGUUGUUGAAAGACUGAGACAAAUCACCAUACGCAACAUAUUAGUACGGUCUUGUUCAACUUGAGAAAUACAGUAGCUAUUUAUAGCAGCCUAAUGUUUGUUUCUUUUAAUUUAAGUUGAUAUUUAAUAUCAUUGAAUGUUACUGUAAAUAGUGUAUCUGUAGAAAAGUCACGAGAGGACUUCAAUGGGUCACGGCUCCUACAGUAGAAGUGCAUGUUUUCUUUCUUUAUUUUUUCUUCAUUCCCUUGUUUUUCAACGUUGUACUGUCAGAAGGCCUUGUCUAAACCUUUCUGAACCUUCCGUAACUAUUUUAGCACAAGACAAGUAGGAAGAUGUCCAUUCAGAAAGGUGUUAGGAUCUUGUGAAUGGCCGCAAAGGAAAUAAGCCUCCCACACAGCAGGGAUAAAAGACUGCAUGUGCAAUACCAGAACAAAAACACACAACCUAAAGUGCCACCAAUGUCUCUGCUCUCACACAGAAACAUUUAUUCCGUAAGUGUCCUUUGAAAACUACAGUGGCCUCAAUGUGCCAAAAUGCACACGCUGGGACCUGUUCUAUCCAUAGAAAACAGUCCUCUCGGCCAAGUGAUACCUGGGUCAUAUUCAGCAGGCAUCAAUCAGGAGCCUAGCAGCCCAAUUCUCUCACUGAAAUGUGCACUUGUCCCCCCCCAUGGAUGUAAAAUGGCGCAAGGUCUUUCCAGAUAGCCCAUGCUUACACAAAUCCAAUGCUUCAAUCGGAGGUGGUGGAACUGACUUUUGUCCAUUUGAAAUGCACACUCACCGUCCGUUUUGAAGAUGUUUUCUCCCAUUUGAUGCCUAAUGAAAGACCCUGGAGAAUGAUCAGGUUAAGCUGGCCAGUAUCAAGCCAUGGCUCGCUUGCCCCUUGAGUUUGUUUUUUUGGGACAAAAAUAGUGACUUAUUUGUUAGGCCUAACCAUCAUUUACCUCUAUAAGGAACCACACUAUAGACAUUUCAGUCUCCUUUGAGAUCUAACAAAGAACAAAAGGGUCCUUUAUGAAUUCAGGUUAUUUAACAAUGAAUUAAGUGCUCAUGAUGCACAUUGACCUGUUUGUUAACAUUGUUCUGUACAUGAUUGUGUUAACAUUGUUCUGUACAUGAUUGGGUUUAUCUGCUUGAUCAUGUUUCAAGACACCAUCACAGACGGCCAAUACUAGGAACUUGAGCUCUCCUUAAAUCGACAGAGUUCGGUUUCGAUGUUUUUUUGUACAGGAGUAAAAUUCAUACCUUUUCAUUUACUCCACUGUACCAAAUAAACCUGUUUGUCCUACUGUA